Messenger RNA from Lytechinus variegatus (green sea urchin), 5684 nucleotides. RefSeq names its product rap guanine nucleotide exchange factor 2-like. The record is from RefSeq and is a predicted model, not a curated record. Lineage: Eukaryota; Metazoa; Echinodermata; Echinoidea; Temnopleuroida; Toxopneustidae. Gene Ontology annotation, biological process: positive regulation of GTPase activity; Ras protein signal transduction. Gene Ontology annotation, molecular function: guanyl-nucleotide exchange factor activity; protein binding. Gene Ontology annotation, cellular component: plasma membrane; apical plasma membrane.
UGAGUGCAUUGCUCUUCUGCAGCUGCGAUAGGAUACGGGAAGCCAUUUCUUGUCAAGGAAAUUUAACUAUUUUACUCUCUUUUGCAGAAGAUGUAGACGCAAUUUGGAUUUUAAUGAUCGGAAUUAUAUGCAAGGAUGAAGUUUUCAUAGCGGAGUCAUAAAAGAGUCCACAUUUUCUCCUUAUUUUGUCCAGCGUUCGGAAAUGGGAACUGGACAGACUGUUACUCCCUGAUGAGCAGAUCAGAGUAAUGAUUGAAGAGGGACUCUCCGUGAAUAAAGCAUAUUGAUGUGAACAUGGAAAGCUCCCAUGAUCGACAUGCUGAGAAAGUUUCUUCUGACUCCACCAUGUAUAAUGUACGUGUGGACUAUGCAUUGCCUCCUGCUUCAAAUGGUCUGAAUUUGUUUAGGGUCGACCCUGAUAUAUAGACUGGAAUCAUACAUUUGUGUUCACCAUCUCUAAUUUUAGGAUUUUUAUUGAUCUUGAGGCGUUAAAAGCUGUAUUUUUCACUUACAUGUAGGAUCAUUCUUUCACUAUUUUUCAUAUGUUAGAGGAACUGAAUACCGUGCACAUUCUUCAGACUGUACAACUUUCAAAGGUUCGGAAUCUACAACUUUGCUAGUUUGCUCCUAAAUGAGUAAAGUGAGACAUUUUCCUUUAGAAACAGACCGUCAUAUUUGAAAUCGAAUGAUGGUUAACUUGAAAAUCAGCUAGCGAGGAAGUCUGAAAACACUGAACGAUUUCCCAUAUUGGAUUAUACAAGGAGCGGCGAAAUAAAGACUAGCCAAACUGAAGAAGUUUGAAGAUAACAGGGCAUCGGUAGUGUACGGAGGGGACAACAUGAGUGUCUACAUCGACCUCCACUUUAUACGCUGCCUCAAACGCAACCCGGAGGAGAGAACACCAGAUGAUCUUCAGUGUAUAUUUGCUCAUCUCCAUGAUCUGGAGGCGCUGCGGUCAUUACGGGAACCCGCCAUCAGAGAGAUAGCGAAAACUGUACGAUAUGAACGUCACGAAGCAAAUGAUAUACUCUAUUGCCGAGACGACCUAAGUACAUGUUGGUUCAUACUCCUCUCGGGCUCUGUGUUCAUAGACCAUGCCAUGUACCUACCAAGAAGCAGUUUUGGUAAACGAACAUCCGGUAGUGGAAGACGAGGAACAGACUGUUUGAUUUUAGAACCUUCGGAACUUCUUGUGAUUGAUUACCCCGAUGCACAGUUACUGCACCCUGGCCAGAGGCAAUCGUGCACACCCACCAAUCUGGAAAGGCUCAUGGCGCUGGAGCAGGAGGAAGUCAAGGUCUCGGCUAACCACAGAGGGCGCUCUUUGAGCGAGGACCGAAGCCACGAGGACGAUCAUGAGCCUCUUCCCUCUAUCCGUCUUGAGCGAGCUCUCUCUGUGGGCAGCGAGAAGAAAUACAACAAAAAGGACCUCGACGAUGUCCAGAUUAUUAUGGAUAACAACCCCGAGACCCAUCCUCGACACUUGUUGGCACUCUCCGCCCACAACACUCCGACACAUACCGUUAGCAGUGGGGACCGUAGUUCCAUGCAUAGUAGUAUGAGUAGUAGUUACUCAGACAUCUAUUCUGCAGCAGAAAACCAAGAUUUAGAUCUGAGUGGCCUUGUGGAAAGCACCGUGGAUUCAGAUGAAGAAGAAUCUAGUGAAUCAGGGUCUCUUCUCGUGAGGGAUCUUGUCCGAGAUUGUUUGGAGAAAGACCCGAUGCAUCGGACAGAGGAUGAAAUAGAGUUGCUCUUAGACUUCAUGCGUCACCUCCCUGCGUUUGCCAACAUGACGAUGUCCGUGCGGAGAGCGUUGUGCUCCGUCAUGGUGUUUGCGGUCGUCAGUAAAGCUGGAACGGUAGUCAUGAAAGACGGGGAAGAGUUGGAUUCCUGGUCCGUUAUACUGAAUGGUCAUGUAGAAGUUUCUAAACCAGAUGGAAGUGUCGAUGAACUGCACUUAGGAGAUAGUUUUGGAGUGAAACCCACGGAGGAGAAGCAGCAUCAUGCUGGUGUCAUGAGAACAACGGUCGACGACUGUCAGUUUGUCUGUAUAGAACAAGGUCAAUAUUUUAGGAUCUUAACACAGGGUGAAGAAAAUAUCAGGAGAAUAUCUGACGAUGGGGAGCUGGUAAUGGUUACAGAACACAGAGUCUUGGAUGAGAGACGAUACGGACAUGUUGUAAUUAAGGCCACACCAAACAAACUUGUGGGUCAUUUAGUUGCCAACCAUUCUCCCAUUGACCCUACCUAUGUAGAAGAUUUCCUGAUGACGUACAGGACAUACAUGGACACCCCUCACCAGAUAUGCAGGUGUCUUCUUAUUUGGUUCCAAGAUGUAGCGAUGAGAGAUAAGGUGACUCGCGUGGUGCUGCUUUGGGUCAACAAUUACUACAAUGAUUUUGAGAGUAAUAUUGACAUGAUUGAAUUCCUGGAAGAGUUUGAGGACAAUUUAGAAAAAGAGAAUAUGACAGGCCAACUCAGGUUAUUACAUAUAGCAGGAGCAGCCAAGGCUAAACCAAGGACCGUUAUUCUGGCCCGAUCGGAUAGGGAAUCAUCAUUAGCAUUCAGUAUUGUAGGAGGUUGGGAGAAGAAGAUGGGGAUCUUUAUCUCAAAGGUGGACAAAGGAUCCAAGGCCCAGGAAGUAGGUCUACGCAAAGGAGAUCAGAUCCUCGAAGUUAACGGACACAACUUUGAGCAUGUGACCAAUGAGAAAGCAGAGAAGAUCUUAAAAGGAACAACACAUCUCAGUAUCAUAGUUAAAUACAACACCCUAGCAUUCCGUGACCUGUUGGCUUCUCAGGACAGUCGUCCUGGUACGGGCCGCCGGGCCAGCCAAGAGAUAGCCCUCCUCCAGAGUGACCCACUGGCCAGGCUAGCCCUGCCGGACAUGGGCCUGUCGCUUGCGGGUGGACCACCGGAAAUCAAGGAUAAGUCCAAGUUGGACAAGAAAACAGCAUUCGGCAAGAACAAGACCAAGCUCAUGAGAACGAUGGCCAAAUUGAACAUAUUACCCAACAAGCCAAAUGCCAAAGAUGACAAUGUAGCAGCUGGCUUGAUGCGCAGCGGCCGUGCAAACAGCCUUGCCAGUAGCAACCCGUACCUGAGUAAUAGCAACCCAGACCUAUCCUCGUUGCCGAGUAUUUCCUACUUCGAUGGUGGAGGAGGCGGGGGAGGGUACGGCUAUAACGACUUCCCUGAACAUGUGCUGAAGAUUUACAAGGCUGACCAGUCUUGCAAAUAUUUCCUUGUUCAUAAGGAGACCACAGCCAAUGAGGUGACCAUGCUCUCCAUGCGCGAGUUCAACGUGUCCGAACCGGCCUGUACGGGUAAAUAUUCCCUCUGUGAGGUGACCGUCGGUCAGGGUGGACUGGUCAAGCAGAAGAGACUUCCCGAUCAUCAAGCCAACAUUGCAUCCAAGCUCAGUCUCAAUGGGAGACUCUUCCUCAAAAACAACAUGGCUUCGGAGACGCUCAUGCCCGAUGAAGUGGCAGUGGAACUGCUGAAAGAGAGUCAAGUGAAUUUCCUGCAGCUCGACAGUGUGGAGGUCGCCGUCCAGUUCUCUUUGCGUGACUACGCCAUUUUCCAAGCGAUAGAACCAACUGACUACAUAGAGGAUCUCUUCAAUCUGGAACCCCAAGGCAAAAAGGAGGUGGACAGACUCAAAGCAUAUGAAGAGUUGGUCAACCUUGAGAUGUUCUGGGUUGUUUCUGAAGUUGUGAGCGAGCCUAACGUCGUGAAGAGAGCUAAGAUACUCAAACAGUUCAUCAAGAUAGCAAGGCACUUCAAGGACUGCCACAACUUCAACUCCCUGUUUGCCGUCAUCAGCGGGCUGGGUCACGGGUCGGUCUCCAGACUGCGCCUGGCAUGGGACAAGGUCCCCAGCAAGUACAUCAAGAUGUUUGAAGAUCUCCAGGCCUUGCUCGAUCCCUCGAGGAACAUGUCCAAGUAUCGUAACCUCAUCAAUGCAGAGAAUGUCCAGCCACCAUUGAUGCCGUUUUUCCCGAUCGUGAAGAAGGAUCUGACGUUCAUCCAUCUUGGCAAUGACUCGUACGUAGAGGGCCUCAUCAACUUUGAGAAGCUGAGGAUGGUCGCGAAGGAAGUCCGAUAUUUCCACAGCAUGGGCAAUGCACAAUAUGAUCCCAAGCAUCUGCUGACCCCCGUCCAGCCCCAAGGCAACUCCUACAGCUUCAGCGUCGUCUCGGGAACGGCGACGUUACCAAGGAAACGGAACCAGAACCGACGCAACUCAGGGCUUCUCAACCCCAAGAAGAUGUGGGAGGAGGCUCAGAUGUGCCGUAGAGUAAAGAUGUACAUGGCCAAUCUGACUGUGAUGCAAGAUGAAGAUAAACUCAGAGAGAUGUCACUCAGGUGUGAACCAGUAGCAAGCUCAGGCGGAAGCAGUGGUAACAGCAGCGGCUACUCCACCCUCCCUCGCCGAACCCAUCACAACUCCGCUUCCAAUGUCUCUCAAUCUUCGCUGGAUCCCAGCGAUACCGCCUCCAUCACCUCCUCCUCCUCCUCCCUCAUGCCCCCUCCCCAGACGGCCCCCUCCGGCCGUCAGCCCCACCCCAACAAGUCGUCCUCACCGACGCACGGGCGCGACCCGAGGGAGGAGAAGCUAAAACAGAUAAUCUAUAAGGACGCGCCCAAGACUUCUUUUGGUGCAACGUCUCCAAAAAAUCUCAAGAAACUGCUCUCGUUAUCGGAAGAGGGAGACAAACACAUAAAGACCUUGCGCAUGGAUCGAUCAUCGAAGAGCGACGAUUCCGCAUCCAUCGACUCCUCCAAGGCCUCAAUGAUGAGCUCCCCGCCGACCUCGCCGGGGGCAAAGUCGCAGAAGAGAUUUCGGAAGCUUGGUAUCGUCAACAAGAUGAACAACAUGUCGACGGGAUCGUUAGAGCCGAGACAGAGGCGGCCGCUGAGCCCUCAGAGGAGCGAUAGCGGAUACGGAGGAAGCGAAGCAGGAUCUCAAAGUGGUCGGGUCGAACAACACGAUCCUCGUAGGAGACAUACCGUUGCAUCUGGUCCACCCGCCUCUGCCUUCAUUGGCGGGGGUAUAGGUGCUUACGACAGCUCCGACUCGGGGGGCGGGCUUUCUUACGAUACGCAGAGCAACUCCUCUUUCGGUUCGUCGUCACCACCUACGCGUGAUAACCGAUUCGUCCGAGAUGGAAUGCAUACGUACAACAAAGCGCAGGCCUUACCCGUCGGUCAGAUGGGAUACGGAUCCUACCCAAGGCCCCGCCCCCCACCUGACUACCACACAGUCAGAAAGAGUAUAUCUCCUAAUAAAGUCCCUCCUCCCAAGCUCUACUCUCCGCCCCCUCAGGAGAUGCAGGAACGCAAACCACCCGAUUAUGAGAUCGCAGCUGCCAGGGCACGGGACUUGCCACGUAGUAGUGAAUCAUGUGAUUUCUACGAUUCAGAUAAUGAGCAAGUGUCUGUUGUAUGAGUCAUCCGUAGAGUCCAUUUCAUGUUGGCACCACAAUCAUUGGUAGAUGACCUUAUGACCUCCGUGCAGUUCGUCCUGUUCCAGAUGUAUCAAUAGACCUUUUACUUUGUACUGUAUAUUACACAGAGGAAGCACAAAACUUGUAGUUGUAAAUCCAAUCUAUGUGCAAGGACUUUGUCAAUGAUGUAGGACUUUGGAGCUGGCCAUCGAGCAUAAUAUUGGUGAUGACCGA